CCAGUCCAGUCUGUGAUCCAGGAAGUGAAGUUGCUUGGUUGUUUUUCAAUCAGGCCCUGUAAUUAUCAGGAGCUCAGGACGGUCUGCAGAGAUGGUGGAAGGGCCAGGCUGUACUCUGAAUGGAGAGAAGAUUCGGGCGCGAGUGCGACCAGGCCAAGCGGUGACCGGCGUGCGGGGACCAGCUCUGCAGAGCCUGGUGGGCACUGCGUUGCUCCCCGGAGCCUCUCCAGCUGAGGUCUCUCCCCAGGCUGCCACAAUGAAUACUCAGGAUUCUGGCUGGAAAUUCUUGAGACUGUUUAAUGGACAUGUUUACAGUGGUGUGGAAACCUUGGGGAAGGAGCUGUUUAUGUACUUUGGCCCAAUAGCCUUACGGAUUCAUUUCGGGAUGAAUGGGUCUGUCUUGAUUAACCCACGUGAGUGUGAAAAUAGAGGUGGAGUUUCUCCGGCUUUCCAAGUACAGCUCACCAGUGACUUGAUCUGUUUCUUUGACUCUUCAGUAGAACUCAGAAAUUCAAUGGAAAGCCAACAAAGAGUAAGAACGAUGGAAGAACUGGAUGUGUGUUCACCAAAAUUCAGUUUCUCAAGAGCAGAAAGUGAAGUGAAAAAGCAGAGAGAUCGGAUGCUGUGUGAUGUGAUCCUAGAUCAGAGAGUUCUGCCUGGUGUCGGGAACAUCAUCAAGAACGAAGCUCUCUUUGACAGCGGUCUCCAUCCAGCUGUUAAAGUGUGUCAGUUGUCAGAGGAUCAGCUCCGUCACCUUGUGAAGAUGGUCCGUGAGUUCAGCAUUCUCUUUUAUAAGUGCCGUAAAGCAGGAUCUGCCAUUUCUAACCACUACAAGGUUUAUAAACGCCCUACCUGUGGUCAAUGCCACUGCAAAAUUACUGUGUGUCGCUUAGGGGAGAACAGCAGGGUGGCAUAUGUCUGUCCUCACUGUCAGAAAGAAGACCCUCAGCACGUUCAGCUACGCCAACUGCCAACCAACAAAGCUGUAAGCAGCUGGACUUCCAGGAGAAACGAUUGCCUGAUGGACUCAGUGGCUCGGAAAUGCGAAGAGGAGUGGUCCUGUGCAGUCUGCACGCUCAUAAACAAACCCUCCGCUCUGUCCUGUGAUGCUUGCUUGACCGCAAGGCCUGUUGAUUCGGUGCUCAGGAAUGGAGAGAAUUCCGUUGACUUUAGCAACUUAGUGAAGUACCCUUGUAAUAACUUUGAGAAUACACACAAAGAAGUGAAGAUCAACAGGAAAACUGUAUUUGGAAGUACGACCCUUGUCCUGACUGAUUUCAGUAAUAAAUCCAGGACUUCGGUCAGAAAGAAAAGCCCAAACCAGAUAACAGGCAGGGGAUUUCGAAACUUUCCUCCUGUAGACAUAUGUUUUAGUGAUCUACAGCACCCCUCCACCGAAGGAACAAACUCUAUCAUUCAGCCAGCCAACAAGGUAAACAUAUCGCCUAUAGUUUGUGCCCAGCCUAAAUUAUUUAGUUCAGCACAUAAAAAAUUGAAAACCACUCACUCUUCAGGAGCAGACCUCACACGUUACAGCCCUGGACUUUCUAACAGUGGACUCCAAACCAAUACGGUGGAUGCUCCUCGCUCUGUAAAUUCUGGCACUCCUCGGUGCAAGAAGCACAACCGCUUUUGUGUUCUCCGCGUGGUGCGGAAGGAUGGAGAGAACAAGGGGAGGCAGUUUUAUGCCUGCCCUCUGCCCAGAGAAGCACAGUGCGGGUAUUUUGAAUGGGCAGACUUAGCCUUCCCUCUCUGCAGACAUGGCAAACGCUCCAUUAUGAGAACUGUGCUGAAGAUUGGACCUAAUAAUGGGAAGAAUUUUUUUGUAUGUCCUUUGGAGAAAGGAAAGCAGUGUAAUUUUUUCCAGUGGGCAGAAAGUGGACCAGGAAUGGAAAUUAUUCCAGGAUGCUAACAUUUUCUCGUUUUUAAAGAAUGUCUGGCAUAUGAACUUCUCAAACUCCCAAUGUUCAGUCCCCUUUGUUUUGUAGAGAGCUGAUAGAAUACCUGUGGUACACAUAGAAAUUAAGAUACUGUAGUCUUUGAGAAGUAUUCUUUGUUUAAAUGCAUUCGUCACCUUCCCAUUUAUUUUGUCACAGUGAACAUGCUAUAUGUCACCAGGUGGACAGUACAUUCCCUUUAAAGUGUAUAUUUAAUACAUCUACUAAUAAUGACAAUAAAGUAUCUUUAGUAUGGUU
This is a messenger RNA of Alexandromys fortis (reed vole), 2195 nucleotides long. It is a transcript of the gene Neil3, whose product is annotated as nei like DNA glycosylase 3. The record is from RefSeq and is a predicted model, not a curated record. Gene Ontology annotation, molecular function: DNA-(apurinic or apyrimidinic site) endonuclease activity; DNA N-glycosylase activity; damaged DNA binding. Lineage: Eukaryota; Metazoa; Chordata; Mammalia; Rodentia; Cricetidae. The coding region runs from base 92 to 1912 and encodes 606 amino acids. Gene Ontology annotation, biological process: base-excision repair. The transcript has 10 exons.